Molecule: messenger RNA, 723 nt
Organism: Haemonchus placei
Lineage: Eukaryota; Metazoa; Nematoda; Chromadorea; Rhabditida; Trichostrongylidae
Source: the annotation of a GenBank genome assembly
AUGCCUGAUGAAAAGCGCGAAGCGAUUCCAGCCAUCGGGUUCUAUCCGCAUGAACCCAUCAGUACUGGAACUACCCUCAUAGCUAUGGAAUUCAAUGGUGGCGUAGUUGUUGGCACGGACUCAAGGACUAGUUCAGGCUCUUUCAUCGCCUCUCGUGCCACGAACAAAAUCACGCCCAUUACGGAUCAUUUGGUGGUAUGUCGUUCCGGUACCGCUGCCGACACUCAAGCCAUUGCUGAUAUUGUCAAGUACCAUCUUGAAGUUUAUACAAUGCUGGAACAAGAACCUGUCAGUAUAUACCGAGCUACACAAAUUUUCCGUAAAUUCCUUUAUAACUAUCGUGACCAGUUGUCUGCAUCAGUGCUUGUUGCUGGUUGGGAUGAAAAAUGUGGAGGACAGCUUUAUGCCCUGCCUAUUGGUGGUUUUGUAACUCGACAAAAAUCUACUGCUUCCGGUUCAGGGUCCACAUUUGUGCAGGGAUUUCUCGAUAAUGCAUGGAAACCAAAUCUGUCAAGGGAAGAGUGCAAAGCUAUUGUUAAGCAAGCUGUUGGACUUGCAACUUUCCGUGAUGGGUCUUCCGGUGGUGUAGUGCGUAUAGCAGUGAUUGACAAGUCGGGUACGAAAAUGGAGCUAUUCCGUCCUGACAAACCAGGUUUCCCGUUCGUUAAGCCUCCAAGUGCUCAUCUUUCCUUCCCUCCUCAUCUCGAGCAAGCCGAGGUGUAA